Molecule: messenger RNA, 855 nt
Organism: Rotaria sordida
Lineage: Eukaryota; Metazoa; Rotifera; Eurotatoria; Philodinida; Philodinidae
Source: the annotation of a GenBank genome assembly
AUGUCUUCAAUUAAUUUAUCUGAUGAUUUAUUAAAUAAUUUUGAAGAAUCAAUUAAAUCAUUUAUUGCCUUUCUUCUUCAAGAUCCAUGUACAGGUUCAAGUUCAGCUGUAGCAUCUACUUCAACAUCUGAACAUAAUUCAGCUUCUGUUGAGCAACAUGUUCGUCGUAUAUAUGAAUCAGCAAAUGAAAUCGAAUGUAAUUUAUUACAAUUAAAAGCAUUAGUUAAUCGAACAUUACCUGAAGAACAAAUACUUGAAAGUAUAACUGAUUUACGAACAAAUAUUGAACGAAAAGAAACAUUAUUAAGAGAAUUUAAUCAAUAUUUAAAUGAUGCUAUCGCAGAUUUUAGUGUUGAAAAUACAGAAAGUCUUAAUGGUUUGCUUGAUGAAUUAAGUCGAGGUAUAACAACAACAUCGACUCUUACAAAUGCUGAUCUUGGUGAUAAUUUAUCUCAAGCAACGACAGCAACAACAGCAAGUCAAUCUUCACUUCUUGGUAAUAUGACACUUGCAAAUCCUACUACUUAUUCUACUCAUUUUAAUGAUAUUUGGUUACAAGAAAUUCUUACUAAUAAUGAAGAUAAUUAUCAAAUAAAGGCAAAUAAUCUAGAUACAAUUCUAAAAUAUAUAAUGGAUUACUAUUCUAAAACACUCAAUCAAUCUCUAGUUGAAGAACUUAAUCAAAUUGUUAAAGCUAAACGAGAAAUGGAAGAUCAUUAUCAUGAACUUCAUUUGCAGAUAUCUAUACUUCAAGAUGAAAAAUCUAAUUUAAUACAAGAAACAAAACAACUAAAUGAACGUAUACAGGAAUUUGAAAAUGUUGCAGAAGCAGAAGAACAUUUUAUUCGUUUAUAA